CUCACCAACAACAAAAACAAAACCUUAAAAACACACACUCAAUCAAAAAUUCCAAAACUAAUCUCCGGAAGCACUGAAAGCAACUCUUCUCUCUCUCUCUCUACCAAUUCUUGAAUUCUCCCGAAGCUACUCCACCCUUUUCUCAACAGGGACAGAUAAAUCAAGAAGCCCCAUAUUUAAAUUUCAAUCGAAGAAGUUAGAUGAGCGCAGGAGCGAUGGUGGGGAAUGGAGAUUUGGAGAGGGGCACAUCGGCAAAGGGGAGAAACCAGAGAUUCUCAGGUGAUGUGGAUUAUUCGGAGAGGCAAUGGACUUCUUGGCUGGUGCCCAUGAUUGUGGUGGCCAAUGUUGCCAUGUUUGCUGUGAUCAUGUUUGUCAACAACUGUCCCAAGAAUCAUGAUGGCGUUGGUAGCUGCGUUGCUAAGUUUCUUGGCCGCCUCUCUUUUCAGCCUCUUAGGGAGAACCCCCUCUUCGGCCCCUCUUCCUCUACACUGGAUAAACUGGGAGCUCUCGAAUGGAACAAGAUCGUGCAUCAGAACCAAGCAUGGAGGCUCGUAUCUUGCAUCUGGCUGCACGCUGGUCUAAUUCAUUUACUCGCGAACAUGUUGAGCUUGGUCUUCAUUGGAAUCCGCCUCGAGCAGCAGUUUGGAUUUGUCCGAGUAGGCUUGAUUUACCUAAUAUCAGGAAUCGGGGGCAGCAUUCUGUCUUCGCUCUUUAUACAGAACAGCAUAUCAGUUGGAGCUUCGGGUGCUCUCUUUGGACUUCUCGGAGCAAUGCUGUCGGAGUUGCUCACCAACUGGACUAUUUACGCGAACAAGGGGGCAGCUCUGUUUACUCUCGUGAUCAUCAUUGCAAUCAAUCUUGCUGUCGGGAUUCUCCCACACGUAGACAACUUUGCUCACAUCGGAGGGUUCUUGACCGGGUUACUCUUGGGAUUCAUAUUUCUGGUCCGACCCCAGUUUGGUUGGAAGGAAGGCCGUCAUCUCCCAGGUCGCUUGCGCCUCAAGUCCAAGUACACGGCGUGUCAAUAUGUCAUGUGGAUCGUUGCCACCAUUCUCUUUAUUGUCGGAUUCAGCGUAGGACUUUUGAUGCUGUUUAGAGGAGAGAAGGGGAAUGAUAAAUGCAGCUGGUGCCAUUACCUGAGCUGCGUGCCUACCUCGAGAUGGAGCUGCAACUACUGAUGUUUUCCGGGUGGUUCCGCCUCUGCGUUUUUCGCGGUGCAGUAUUGUGUUUGCAUACUAUACUUGCUGUCAUGUGUAUAUAGUUAGUUUCUCAUUUUCUCUACCAAUUCAUAGUUUGUAUUUGGCAUUUGGAACUGCUACUAUUCUUUUGUUUUAUUACUGAUAGAUUGUAUUCU
Molecule: messenger RNA, 1354 nt
Organism: Salvia hispanica
Lineage: Eukaryota; Viridiplantae; Streptophyta; Magnoliopsida; Lamiales; Lamiaceae
Product: RHOMBOID-like protein 2
Biological process (GO): proteolysis
Cellular component (GO): membrane
Molecular function (GO): serine-type endopeptidase activity
Source: RefSeq, a predicted model, not a curated record